AUGUCCUGGCGUAUGUGGCGGAGCAGCACUGGGUUUGUGAGCUCCGGGGAGCUGAGAUGCGGCACGUGACCCUCUGUUGGAAUCACCUCCAAAACCGACCUCCCGCCCAAGCUCCGGUGGAUGUAGUCACCCACCUCCACCGGCACCACCGCGUCCUUGGAGCUCUGGAUGAUGUGGCAGGGGACGGUGAUUUGGCCGAGGUAUGGCCUCAGGUCAUAAGAGAAUACCCAGCGGCUCCUGGUUCUUUUGAACUCCUCAACGGCCUCCGAGUCCGGGCUGCCGCCCACCACUCGCGGGGCAAUGUCCGCGUAGAAAGAUGUGGGAUUCUUCUCCAAGACAGCCAGCAUAUGGUCGAUCGCUUCCUGGUCGGUGCCUCCGUGGUAGUCCUCCGAGUUUGCCAUUCUAAU
Striga asiatica is the source of this 407-nucleotide messenger RNA. NCBI's taxonomy places the organism in Eukaryota, Viridiplantae, Streptophyta, Magnoliopsida, Lamiales, Orobanchaceae. The record is from the annotation of a GenBank genome assembly.